AUGUUGAAAAUGCUGAUGUAUCAAGCUACAUUCACUCGGCUGGAUCUUGCAUACGCUGUUGGCAAUUCGAGCUGUUUUGUUGCCAGUCAUCCAUCGAUCAAGUUCUGUGUUCCAUUCGCGGCCAGCCUGGCGCAGACCGUACAAACCUUGCGUACAAUCAUUCAAAUACGAAGGGUUAAGAUCCGCAGCAAAAACCUUCAGACCAAGAUUUGCAGACAAUGCGAGCUUCUUUAUAUGGCACAGUAUUGUAGUUUUUGA
Messenger RNA from Peronospora belbahrii, 258 nucleotides. NCBI's taxonomy places the organism in Eukaryota, Oomycota, Peronosporomycetes, Peronosporales, Peronosporaceae. The record is from the annotation of a GenBank genome assembly.